AUGGCGGCUGUUAGUGUUAGACAAAAGAUGGCGAAGUUGAUUUCGGGAAGAACGCCGAAGGUUUUGCUGAACUCGGAACAUUCCCACACCAACAAUCAUUACCGCCAACGACCGAUUUUAAAAAGAGGUGAUACAGUGGAAUCAGAACACGAUCAAAGGCAAGUAGAAUACGACAUUAUCAAGCAAAACCCCGAGGAUAGAAACCAAGCUCAGGGGGCAUUGCCACAGCGAAGAGAGAAGAUCAACACUCAAUACUCGUUGCUCAAGAAAUUCAACGCAAAUACAUACGCCAGCAAGAAGACAGUGACGCAGGGCAUGCUCGAUAUUGCUCUGUUGACAGCCAACACCUCUUACCUAAACCUACUAUGUCAACAGUACAAUAGCGGGAACCAGCCUAAUUUUUUCUGGUUCUUGGUUACGCUGUUGGCGUUAUCCAUUACAUUUCAGCUAAUGACCGCGAUUUUGCUAUUUUUCAAGUUGAGGUACAACAUCAAUAAAGACGAACAACAACAACGCGCUGACCUAUUUAACAACAUAGCCACCUUGCUCGUAAUCGUUAUCACUGUCCUCAACGUGUUUAUUGCUUCGUUCAGCGGUAGCAAUCCGGCCAGAAAUGAGGCUAGUUCCGCCACUCAUGCACCUGUUCUUGUGACACUUGUAUCGCAAGACUGA
Messenger RNA from Saccoglossus kowalevskii, 672 nucleotides. RefSeq names its product ninjurin-1-like. Lineage: Eukaryota; Metazoa; Hemichordata; Enteropneusta; Harrimaniidae. The record is from RefSeq and is a predicted model, not a curated record.